AAGAAACGUAAUAACAUCAAGCUUUAUGUCCGUCGUGUAUUCAUCAUGGACGAUUGUGAAGAUUUAAUUCCCGAAUACCUUAACUUUGUUAAGGGAAUCGUUGAUUCCGAGGAUCUACCUCUAAACAUCUCUCGUGAAAUGCUCCAACAGAACAAGAUUCUUAAGGUCAUUCGCAAGAACAUCGUCAAGAAAUGUAUGGAACUCUUUUCGGAAAUUGCCGAAGACAAAGAAAACUUCAGUAAAUUCUAUGAAGCCUUUGCCAAGAACAUUAAACUCGGUAUUCAUGAAGACACACAGAACAGAGCCAAGUUGGCAGAUUUCCUUCGCUACUAUUCAACUAAGUCCGGUGAAGAGCUGACAUCCCUCAAAGACUAUGUCACACGUAUGCCAGAAAAACAAAAGGAUAUCUACUACAUAACCGGUGAAAAUCGUCAGGCCGUAGAGAAUUCACCAUUCGUUGAGGUUUUGAAGAAACGAGGUUAUGAAGUUUUACUUAUGACCGAUCCAAUUGAUGAAUACUCAGUCUCACAACUCAAAGAAUAUGAAGGCAAGAAGCUG
Messenger RNA from Acaulospora morrowiae, 558 nucleotides. The record is from the annotation of a GenBank genome assembly. Lineage: Eukaryota; Fungi; Glomeromycota; Glomeromycetes; Diversisporales; Acaulosporaceae.